AUGCUGCGUCGCUCAUGGGCUCUUCUUUGCGCCGCAAAUGGCGCGGGUGAGCCACGGCGCAAAAUCCGAAUAGAGAGCGGCUACGAACGGGAGAACAAGAAGAACUACGAGGAACGUGGCCAGUUCUUCUCCGCCUUUACAAGUAUGUCAAUCAUGUCACUUGGGUGCACCUUUCUCUUUGUGCCUCUCUAUCGCAUGUACUGCGCACCGACGGGUCGCGGCGCCGACCCGAAGUUCUACACCCCGCAGGCGCAGCGCGAGCGCGAGGAGAUGGACAAGUCGUACCCGGUGCCGAAGAAGCUGCUCAAGGUGCGCUUCCUCAGUGAUGUGGGAAACACCAUGCCCAUUGCCUUUGUGCCGCUACAGAAGGAAGUGGAGGUGCUAGUGGGGGAGCCGGCGCUGGCGUUCUACUCCGCGUACAACCGCAGCAACCGCACGCUGCUGGGUGUCUCGUCGUACACCAUUGCGCCACCAGAGGCAACUAACUAUCUGAACAAGAUCCAGUGCUUUUGCUUUGAGGAGCAACGAUUUAAGCCACAGGAGCUAGUGGAGAUGCCGGUAUUCUUUUACAUUGAUCGUGACUUUUUGAAUGACCCAUUAGUUAACUGGCUGGACGAGGUCAUUGUGAAUUACACAUUCUUCAAUCUAGAGAAGACAAAGGAUAUCAUCUUCCGCUCGAACAUGGCCUGA
Messenger RNA from Trypanosoma grayi, 690 nucleotides. Its product is annotated as putative cytochrome c oxidase assembly protein. Bases 1 to 690 code for a protein of 229 amino acids. Gene Ontology annotation, cellular component: mitochondrial inner membrane. NCBI's taxonomy places the organism in Eukaryota, Euglenozoa, Kinetoplastea, Trypanosomatida, Trypanosomatidae. Gene Ontology annotation, molecular function: copper ion binding. The transcript has a single exon. The record is from RefSeq and is a predicted model, not a curated record.